GUCUGCAUCUCAUCACGGCUCGGCUCGGCUCUCACAGCCUAUCUCUGACCCCCUGAAACAGCACGUUGUGGUGGGAUGGGCUUGGCAGAGUAUGCAUGCAGAGAGCCGCCUGACUCGUUGAUGUCUCUGGGUAUUAAAAAAACUCCCUCACAUUACAUGACUGUCAUUGUGUUAGCUCUAUCACAGCGCUCUAUCACAGCCCUCAGCAGCAGCAGCAGUCGGUGCUCGAUUGGUUGAGUCUGGAUGAACCAUGGCAGACCCGGAGGAUAAUGUUGCAAUUCCUGAGUUCAGCUGCCUUCUCCAAAUGGAUCCUCACCUCAAAACGUACGAGAAGGACUUCAAGAGGAGGUAUGAGCUCCUCCAGAAGCUGCUCUUCCAGCUGGAGGAGGCAGAGGGAGGCUUUGACCAGUUCACACGCAGCUACCAGAACUUCGGUGUGCAGAGACGAGAUGACGGCAGCCUGUUUUUUCAGGAGUGGGCUCCAGCUGCAGAGGCCCUUUUCCUCACUGGUGACUUCAAUGCCUGGGAAAAAUUCUCCUACCCAUACUCUAAAAAAGAAUUUGGCAAAUGGGAACUGGUUCUGCCGCCAAAGCCUGACAAGUCUCCAGCUGUGGAUCACAACACCAAACUGAAGGUGGUUGUUCACACCAAGGCGGGGGAGCGGCUUUACCGGAUCUCACCCUGGGCGAAAUAUGUGACAAGGGAGGAGAAAGCUGUCAUCUAUGACUGGGUGCACUGGGACCCCCCUCAACCUUACACUCAUAUCCACCCUCGCCCUAAGAAGCCCACGAGCCUGCGCAUAUACGAGGCCCACGUGGGCAUUGCUUCACCUGAGGCAGAGAUCGCCUCAUACACCAACUUCACAACCAAAGUGCUGCCUCGUAUUAAAGACCUCGGUUAUAACUGUAUCCAGCUGAUGGCUAUCAUGGAGCACGCCUACUAUGCAAGCUUCGGAUAUCAGAUUACUAGUUUUUUCGCUGCCUCCAGUCGGUACGGUACCCCUGAUGAGCUGAAGCAGCUGAUAGAUGUUGCUCACUCAAUGGGCAUCGUGGUGUUGCUGGACGUCGUUCACAGCCACGCCUCCAAAAACACAGAGGAUGGCCUGAACGGCUUCGAUGGCUCCGACUCUUGUUUCUUCCACUCUCCACCCAGAGGAGAUCACGCCAUGUGGGACAGCCGUCUCUUCAACUACUCCAGCUGGGAAGUGAUGCGGUUCCUUCUGUCUAACCUGCGCUGGUGGAUGGAGGAGUAUCGCUUUGACGGCUUCAGAUUCGAUGGUGUUACCUCGAUGCUGUACCACCACCACGGCCUCGGCACGGGCUUCUCGGGGGACUACAGUGAGUACUUUGGCCUACAGGUGGAUGAAGACUCUUUGGUUUACCUGAUGCUUGCCAAUCACAUUGUGCAUACCCUUUAUCCGGACUGCAUCACGGUUGCAGAGGAUGUGUCAGGGAUGCCGGCUCUCUGCAGAGGAGUGGAGGAGGGAGGGCUCGGUUUCGAUUACCGACUAGCUAUGGCCAUUCCUGACAAGUGGAUUCAGAUCCUGAAGGAGUUAAAGGAUGAAGACUGGGACAUGGGCAAUAUAGUCCACACACUGACCAACAGGCGCUAUGGAGAGAAUUGCAUAGCCUACGCAGAAAGUCAUGAUCAGGCUCUGGUCGGGGACAAAACUCUGGCCUUCUGGUUGAUGGACAAAGAGAUGUACACCAACAUGAGCUCACUGGUUCCCAUGACAUCCAUCAUCGACCGCGGCAUUCAGCUGCACAAGAUGAUGCGCCUGCUCACACACGGCUUGGGUGGAGAAGGCUACCUCAACUUCAUAGGGAAUGAGUUUGGCCAUCCUGAGUGGCUGGAUUUCCCCAGGGAGGGGAACAAUCAGAGUUACCACUAUGCCCGGCGGCAGUUUAACCUGUUGGAUAUGGAUCACCUCCGCUACUGUCAGCUGUAUGCCUUUGACCGGGACAUGAACCGCACUGAAGACAAGUAUGGCUGGCUGGCAGCCCCACCUGCCUUUGUCAGUGCCAAGCAUCAAGAGGACAAGGUCAUUGUGUUUGACAGAGCAAAUGUGCUCUUUAUCUUCAACUUCCACCCCAGCAAGAGCUUCCAGGACUACAGGGUGGGGGUAGAAUCUCCAGGAAAAUAUAAAAUCAAGCUGGAUUCAGACAUGGUUCAGUACGGCGGACACGGACGGCUCGACCACGGCACAGACUUCUUCACCGAGGCCCAUCCCCUCAACGGACGCCAGAACUCCAUCCUGGUCUACAUCCCCUGCAGAACUGCUAUUGUCCUGGCCAACGAGUAGAUAGAUUACUGUUAUUAGAGGAUGAUUGUCUCCACAGAGACCAGGAUCGAGAAUGGAUUCCAAGCUCAAACUGAGUGUUAACAAUCACCUUCAUCUCAAAGUGUCAACCUUGCACACAACCCAACCCCACUUUCUGUGUUUGAGUCCUUUUCUAAAUGGGAUUAAAAAAAAAAAAAGGCAUUGUGAGUUUGUGUGCUUUCAAACACCAUCUGCAACCUUAGAUGCUGUGUAACCCCAUUUACUACAGAUUGCUCCAUUUGGGAAGCGUCCAACCAAACCAGCAGAGAGAUGCUAAAAGUUUAAACCCUGCAGAGUCCGUCCACCAGCAGCCAGCACACACUUAUGGGGCUCUGUGAAUUUGGCAUAUCAUCUGAAACAUAUGACCAAUGACUGUAGCACCGCUGGUUCAUUCAAACACGACAACAGCUCAGAAAAUCUGGAUAUUUAAGAAUGUUACAUUUGACGCUGUUUGAUUAUUUUAUAUUUAAAUACUAAUAAUGUUUGUUGUCUAAGACACACAAGGACUUACAGUAUUAGCAGCACAUGAAACUCUGAAAGUCAAGGUAUUUAAUCACUGUGAUCCAUCUUUGUUAAUUUGCAAUGUGGGACAUUGUACGUAUAAAAAUAAUGUAAUUUGCACAAAGUAAUGAGCUGUGUUGAAUUAUUAUGCUUUUAAUGGGUAUCUGAAACAUUUGUGUUGUAAUGUUUGAAUUUAUGCUACUACUGGGAGCAUUUGUGGGGUUAUUUAUGGCCCUGUUAUUAAGGCAGUAAUUUGCAGCUGAAGCAAAGUGAUAAAAUCACUUGAUUUGGAUUGUUCACAGCGUGUUGCAGAAUGCACAAGCGAGGCUGAUUUACACGCUUUUUACACUUUGCAACAACUAAUCCAUAGUUUGUCCUACGGUAGAUUAUGUAGUUCAUGUUGUGAGUUUCACUAAACUCUGAAUUCUGCUGAAACAAGUUGACACUGAAGACCCACACGUCAGACCAGAAGACCGUUUUAAAGGUACAGUGCCAAACUUGCUGCUGACUGCAGGAUGAAACUAACAUUCAUGUACAGCUUGCUCAUUAGCAUUCCCCCUGAGAUGAUUCAGAAACAACCCAAAUUGACAACGACGUGUGCCUCUUUUAAUUACCUCUGACUUUUGUGACUUUUGUUUUAUUGCACCUGAUUGAAAAUCUCAAUCUGCUUGUCCUGUGUUCACGUACCUCUUAUGUAAGAAGGUUAUUGAUUGAGUGAAAUGUGAGGAACAUCACUGAUGAUAUGUGACUGUUUUUUGUGACAGCUGAACUCACCCUCUCAGGCAACAUGUCAAUAAAGCAGUCUAACACACGAGCCUUCAUAUUUAUAUCAUAAUUAGAGUUCUAAUUGAUCUGUUUGCAGCACUUGUUUUCUCUUUAAAGUUCCUCCUCUCUGAAUAAAUGGAUGUCUUCUGGA
This is a messenger RNA of Notolabrus celidotus (New Zealand spotty), 3737 nucleotides long. It is a transcript of the gene gbe1b, whose product is annotated as glucan (1,4-alpha-), branching enzyme 1b. Bases 251 to 2302 code for a protein of 683 amino acids. Gene Ontology annotation, molecular function: hydrolase activity, hydrolyzing O-glycosyl compounds; 1,4-alpha-glucan branching enzyme activity; cation binding. Gene Ontology annotation, biological process: glycogen biosynthetic process. Lineage: Eukaryota; Metazoa; Chordata; Actinopteri; Labriformes; Labridae. Gene Ontology annotation, cellular component: cytoplasm. The record is from RefSeq and is a predicted model, not a curated record. The transcript has 16 exons.